AUGGCACUGCACUCGUGCAGACGACGUAUCCUUUUACGAGUUUUAGCAGUCAUUAUUGCCAUUAUUUCCACCAUAUUUCUCGCUGCACGUUUGUACAAAGAAAUGCGCUCAGGUCCCAACCCAUAUCCCCGCAAAAGGCACGAUUUCCAGGAAAGUGCGGAUAUCCAAGAGUGGGCGGAUUUCCAUAACGAACGCCUCGAUUCAAAGGGACGAAGAAGAAGCAUUUUGGUCAUAGCUCAUGGAAGAUCUGGUUCUACAAUAACUGGAGAGAUUUUCAAUCAUCAUCCAUCUGUCUUUUACCUACACGAGCCGUUACAAACCGUAGAGAGAAUAUCUAAACAAAAUGGCUCUAACAAAGAUCGCUAUGCAAGCCUAAUGAUAAACAUUUUAUCGAACAUUUUGCGGUGUAAUUUCAGUCAAGCUGUUUUGGAAGAUUUUGAUAAUUUCUACCGAGAACCAAGCCAUUCCCGAGCAAGUUGUGCGAUUGGUUCGCCACCCCUGUGCCCGCACGAAAUGACCGACCCGAAAUGGGACUUAAAACUUUGUCUUCCUCUUACGAAUAAAUCUCUCGGAACCACUUGUCGUAAUAAGUAUGCUGUCACCGUUGCAAAAAUUCUCAUGAGUCGCAUCGCAGGAAACGAUAUUAAGAAUAUUUUGCAAGCAUGUCGAAAAUCGAAAUCCAACUGCCAAAUUAUUUUUCUUAUAAAAGAUCCUCGUGCAGUUAUUCCGUCUUCUCAUAGUGUAGGUUUUCCCAUUGACAGAGGCAGCCGGUUAAGUAAAGAUGGACUUCGUUUGUUUAGCUAUCAGAAUUGCAAACAAACCGAAGAUAAUCUAGUUUUCCUGAAGAACCUCCCUCUCAGCUGGCGCAGGCGUAUAUUGGUUCAGCGUUACGAAGAUUUUGCAGUGAACCCACUUAAAGUGAUGUCACGCUUAUACGACUUUGCUGGGUUGCCUGUGCUCGAUCACGUGAAAAUAUGGCUGAACGAAUCGACCCAUCCGUCCAAAAAACGAGAAGAUAUGUUGAUAGAGGGUUCCCCGGACUUUUUCAUGAUGGAUGAUGCUUCAGCAACAGCGAAUCGUUGGCGAUGCAAGGUACAUCCCCAUGAUAUUGACAUCAUUGAACAUUAUUGUAAACAUGUAAUGCAAAUAAUGGGGUAUAUACCAAUUAAUAAUGAUGAGGACUUGAUGGCUGAUGUUACUACCCCUCUGUUUAGUGAAGAUUACGAAGCAAAGAAAUGGUUUCCAAACUGA
This is a messenger RNA of Pocillopora damicornis (cauliflower coral), 1251 nucleotides long. Its product is annotated as carbohydrate sulfotransferase 4. Gene Ontology annotation, molecular function: N-acetylglucosamine 6-O-sulfotransferase activity. Lineage: Eukaryota; Metazoa; Cnidaria; Anthozoa; Scleractinia; Pocilloporidae. The record is from RefSeq and is a predicted model, not a curated record. Gene Ontology annotation, biological process: sulfur compound metabolic process; N-acetylglucosamine metabolic process.